Schistocerca cancellata (South American locust) is the source of this 2876-nucleotide messenger RNA. RefSeq names its product glycerol kinase (gene Gk1). The record is from RefSeq and is a predicted model, not a curated record. Bases 291 to 1865 code for a protein of 524 amino acids. Gene Ontology annotation, biological process: glycerol metabolic process; glycerol-3-phosphate biosynthetic process; triglyceride metabolic process. Gene Ontology annotation, molecular function: glycerol kinase activity. NCBI's taxonomy places the organism in Eukaryota, Metazoa, Arthropoda, Insecta, Orthoptera, Acrididae. Gene Ontology annotation, cellular component: mitochondrion. The transcript has 11 exons.
UUAAGAGCAAUUGAACGUCAUGGUCUUUUGCCCAAUAGGCUCAAAAAAAUUUUGUGGCCUUUAAUUACAACAAAGCUGACCAUGAAGAUGAGGCAUAUGUGUAUUAUUUAUGUUUACGUCAAAUAGUUAAAUGAUAUCGAAGCGGUGAUUUUCAUGUUUCAUCCAAGCUUAAUAGGGCAUUGCUUAUGUACUACUAUCUACAGACUUAAUUUUUCUUGGCAAAGUUUUCGAAAUAGGUGUGUGUAAAAGUUUUUGAAUAAAGUGGCUUGCCUGUGGACCCAGUAGUGUGUAUGUUUCAAGGCAGUAUGGGUAGAACGGGAAGAUUAGGUCCUUUAGUUGGAGCAAUUGAUGAAGGAACAAGCAGCGCAAGAUUCUUGGUGUUCUCUGCUCGAACAUCUGAAGUAAUAGCCUCCCAUCAGAUAGAAUCAUCAUACAUAUUUCCACAAGAAGGAUGGGUGGAGCAAGAUCCACUGAAAAUAUUAGAUGCUGUUAAGAUAUGCAUUGAAAAAGUGGCAGAAGAACUUCAAGAGCAAGAAAUAGAACCAAGUGAUAUAGUUACCAUUGGUAUAACUAAUCAGAGGGAGAGUACUGUAGCCUGGGAUUCCAUCACUGGGAAACCUCUUUAUAAUGCUAUAAUAUGGUUAGACAUGCGCACAACUUCCACAGUAGAUGAAUUAUUAUCCAAAGUACCCAAGAAGAAUAAGAAUUGCCUAAAACAGUUAUGUGGUCUGCCACUAAGUCCUUAUUUCAGUGCUUUGAAAAUGAGAUGGCUUAUGGAAAAUAUCCAAGAAGUUAAAGAUGCAGUAAAAGGCAAUCGAUGUUGUUUUGGAACCAUAGAUUCAUGGCUUAUAUGGAAUCUCACUGGUGGUAGUAAUGGUGGUCUGCAUCUAACUGAUGUCACAAAUGCCUCCCGGACAAUGUUAAUGAACAUAGCUACAUUAAAGUGGGAUCCUGAAUUAAGCAGAUUUUUCAACAUACCAAUAAACCUUUUACCUGCAAUACACAGUUCUUCAGAAAUUUAUGGACACAUAUCUGAUGGACCACUAAAAGGAACACCAAUAUCUGGAUGUCUAGGUGAUCAACAGUCUGCAUUGCUUGGUCAGAUGUGUCUAAAAGAAGGACAAGCAAAAUGCACUUAUGGUACUGGGUGUUUUCUUCUGUAUAACACUGGGACUAAGCUGGUCGAGUCAACUCAUGGCCUUGUGACAACUGUGGCAUACCAGAUGGGCAGUUCACGUGCACCAGUAUAUGCCUUGGAGGGGUCCGUCGCUGUAGCAGGAGCUGCAUUAAGUUGGUUGCGUGACAAUGUCUGUCUCUUGCAUGACGUGUCAGAGACUGAAAGUCUUGCUAGUACUGUGAAAGACACCAAUGAUGUCUAUUUUGUUCCUGCCUUCUCAGGGCUCUAUGCUCCACAUUGGCAGAAGGAUGCGAGAGGAACAAUAUGUGGCAUUAGUGAAGAUACAACACAAAGGCACAUAAUUCGUGCUGCACUUGAAGCCGUCUGUUUCCAGAUAAGAGACAUCCUUGAAGCUAUGAACAAAGAUUGUGGAAUUCCUCUACAGAAGCUACAAGUAGAUGGUGGCAUGACUUCUAACAACUUAUUAAUGCAACUGCAAGCUGAUUUGACAGGGAUUCCUGUCAAACGACCAGUGAUGAGUGAAACAACUGCCUUAGGUGCAGCUAUGGCUGCUGGCAGUGCGGAAGGAAUAGAGGUCUGGGACACCACAGAGCUUCAUCCAACGCUCUGUGAUGAAUUUAAGCCUGCUAUAAGUAACGAAGAACGAAAUCUUCGAUAUUCAAAAUGGAAAAUGGCAGUAGAAAGAAGCCUUGGUUGGCAAGUGGCAGACUCAAAUGAUGAAAUAUAGAUAUCAAAAUGGUAGAUGGGAUUGUUUAAUGUGGCCUAAUAUGCUUGUGAAUCUUUUAUAGGCCAUGAGAUACCUGUAGUUUUCAGCUGAAGUUUUUUGCAACUAUCACUAAAUGUCAACGAGUAAAGAAGAAGAAGAAGAAGAAGAAGAAGAAGUAGUAGUUUCUCAGGGUCUGAUUUAUACUGUGUCCUUUUCAUAUAUGACGACUGAGUUUAAAGGUCUCUAGGUAUCAGAGGAAAUGUAUUCAUAAGAAGCGAAUUAAUCAGCAAGAAUAGAAUCUAAUGAUGCGAAUUCUCAUUAUCAGCUACAGCAACAUCUAGUGCUAGACACACAUGAUAGUUUCUAUAUUUCAAUUUGGUCUGUGUUUGUUUUUGCUAUAUGUUGUUUUUCAGUCCUACUUUCAUUCUUAUAGCCAUCGGACACCCAAGUCCAAUUACUGACUUUAUUUACAAUUAUGUGAAACAGGGAGAAAAUUAAUAAUAUCUAAUGGAAUGGGGUAGUGUAUGGUGUGUGUAACAUUUGAGCACUGUAAUGGAAAAAAAAAAAUGGAAAAAGUAUUACAGAUGGAUCAGUGACAAAGUUAAACUGGCAGUAUAAAAGUAUAAGAGGUACAGAGAUUAAACUCACAGAUUUUUUUACCAUCAUGCAGAAUGGCUGUGAAGUAUGUGGAAGAUAUUAAACAACCAGCCUCCCUGAGUUCACAAAGUCUAAUAUCCAUCCAACACUUGGUUGACCAUUGUCAUAUCUGUACCCCCCACGUGAUAAUCAUGAAUUACUUAGCUGUCAGAUGAUGUUGCGUGUGCCCAAGUAAAGCUUUCAAGAGAUUAUAUGAUAAUGAGCUAACAUUACUUACAUUUGAGGCAAAAAUUUUAUUUCCUUGAAUUAUGCUUCAGUCCUCAUAUACAGAUUUAUAACGCAUAGAGCUUUGAUUUUUUGCACAAAUGUACACUAUACUGCAUAGAGCUUUGAUUUUUGUACAGAUGUACAGAUUAAUAAAAAUGUUGGAAAGAA